UUAAACAGUUGACUAUGAGCACUCAGCCCUCAUUUUUGAGUUGGAUGGAGUCACAUCACGCUGACAAUGGCUUCUGUUCAGGUCCUCAUAUGUCUGCUUGGACUGGUUGUCAUGUGUCACUCCACCUGCUUACUCCAUAAAUUAGAAAUUACAGAUCUGCACAACCCCCCAAACGGCUGUGUGGAUAAGGAGGGAACCCGACGGGCCUUUGGUGACAAGUGGGUGACAGACUGCAUGGAGUGCUCCUGCACACAACAAGGCAUAUCCUGCUGCAACAAGAUGCUGGAACCAGGGAGUAUAGAUAUCCCUGAGGAGUGUGAGCUGGUUGUGAAUAAGGAGGCCUGCUAUGCCAAAGUGGUGCUGAAGUCAGACAAGACAAAGGAGUGUAACCCUGUCUGAGCACAGUGUACCCUACAUGUGCGCAAAACAGCCUCCUCGGUCUAUGGUGCUGACAUGCAAACCAGUGAUUAA
Thalassophryne amazonica is the source of this 471-nucleotide messenger RNA. It is a transcript of the gene msmb, whose product is annotated as beta-microseminoprotein. NCBI's taxonomy places the organism in Eukaryota, Metazoa, Chordata, Actinopteri, Batrachoidiformes, Batrachoididae. The record is from RefSeq and is a predicted model, not a curated record. The transcript has 4 exons. The coding region runs from base 67 to 399 and encodes 110 amino acids.